ACCAGUCAGGGAGGUAUGGCUGAUGUUGCCUCCUGCUUGCUCCUCUGGUCCUCUCUGGGAGCACAGCUGACCACAUUACCCACCUCCCGCCUCUUCCUCUCACCUUGCUGCCACCUCUUCCUCCCCACAACCAUGGAGGAGGUCACCAAGGUUGCGCCACCUCUCCUGGAACGCCGGGCUCGCCAGCGACAGCCCACAGUUUCGGUCCUUAAAUCCAAGCUGAGGCAGAGUGUGACCUGCUCCGUGCCAAAAGUUCGGUCCACCCUGACCGGGUUCUUCCCCGUUGUACACUGGCUGCCUAAAUACAAGCUCAGAGAGUAUGUCUGGGGCGACCUGAUGUCCGGGUUGAUCGUUGGUAUCAUCUUGGUACCACAGGCCAUUGCCUACUGCCUUCUGGCAGGAGUGGAGCCCAUCUAUGGUUUAUACACCUCGUUUUACGCCAACAUCAUCUACUUCUUCAUGGGGACGUCCAGACAUGUCUCUGUGGGGAUCUUCAGCCUCAUGAGCCUCAUGGUGGGACAGGUGGUGGAUAAGGAGAUGUUCCUGGCAGGUUUUGACCUCAAUGAGGACUCAACAGCAUCUGGCCCUGAUGUGUUUAAUGCCACGCUGGGCACUAACCUCACAGCUGGUACAUUUCACAGUGUGGAGCUAAUGGGAAUGCAGUGUGGAAAGGAAUGUUAUUCCAUCGCCAUUGCUGCUGCCCUCACAUUCCUGGCUGGCAUCUAUCAGGUCUUGAUGGCCGUGUUUCGACUGGGCUUUGUCUCUGUCUACCUUUCGGCUCCCAUGCUCGAUGGUUUUGCCACGGGAGCUUCUUUCACCAUCCUCACUGUGCAGGCUAAGUACCUGUUGGGUCUUAAGAUUCCCCGUCAUCAGGGCUAUGGCACAGUUGCUGUCACAUGGUUCAACAUAUUCGCCAACAUUCACAAGACCAACGUGUGUGACCUCAUCACCAGCGCCAUCUGUAUCUCUGUAUUAGUGGCGGGGAAAGAGAUCCAGGAGCGCUACAAGGAUCGUCUAAAGAUCCCUCUGCCAACUGAGCUGGUAGUUGUGGCAGGAGCUACACUGGCCAGCCACUUUGGGCAGCUGAACAGCCAGUAUGGCACCAGUGUUUCUGGUCACAUACCCACAGGGUUCAUUCCUCCCCAGGUGCCCAGCUUUAGUUUGAUGCCACAGUUGGCGCUGGAUGCCAUUCCUCUGGCUGUCAUUAGCUUUGCCUUCACGGUGUCGCUGUCCGAGAUGUUUGCUAAGAAAAAUGGCUAUACGGUUCGACCCAACCAGGAGAUGCUGGCCAUCGGCUUUUGUAACAUCAUCCCCUCCUUCUUCCACUGUUUCACCACCAGUGCAGCACUGGCAAAAACCAUGGUGAAGGACUCAACAGGCUGCCAGACACAGGUAUCGAGUCUGAUCAGCGCCCUGGUCGUACUCCUCGUCCUCCUCUUCUUCGCACCUUUCUUCUACUCUCUCCAGAAGUGUGUUCUUGCCUGUAUCAUCAUUGUAAGCCUUCGAGGGGCACUCAGGAAGUUUAAGGAUGUCCCAGCUAAAUGGCGUGACAGCCGGAGCGACGCCAUUGUUUGGCUGGUUGCCAUGUCGGCCACAGCUCUGAUCAGUGUGGAGAUGGGGCUCCUGGUGGGAGUAGUUUUUUCAAUGAUCUGCGUCAUCUUCAAGACCCAGAACCCUAAGAUGUCUCUCCUGGGCCGGGCCAAUGACACCGAUCUUUACGAGGACAUAGAGGAGUACAAGAACCUCGUGCCUCCACCUCGAGUUCACGUUUUGCGCUUCCAGGCUCCUCUGUACUAUGCCAACAAGGACGCAUUCCUCAGAUCCCUCUACAAAGGUGUCGGAGUUGAGCCUUUCUUGGAGCUGACUAAGCGACGAAAGGCAGAGAAGAAGGCCAAAGAGAUGUCCUUGAAGCAGGCCAAGGUAAAUGGGGACAAAAUCAACGGAGAGGUUGUUCUUGGACUCAUCCAACGAGAACUGGAUUUCCACACAAUAGUUCUAGACUGCUCUGCCAUCCCAUUCAUAGACUCGACAGGCAUGGCCACAUUUAAAGGGCUGGUCAAGGAAUAUAAAGAGAUCGGGGUGAACGUGCUUUUCACAAACUGUAACACCUCAGUCAUUGAUACCCUGCAAGAGGGAAAGUUCUUCGGGAAGAACGAUGAAGACAUGAGCAGCCUGCUGUUUCAUACAGUUCAUGCGGCAGUUCUCCAUGCAAACAGCAUGUUUGUAGCAGCAGAGAGCAGGGCAGAGGACUCCGUGGUGUAGAGCAGCAGGAAGGAGAAGGAAAUUAGGUAUACUAUCUUGCCACCUAUAACAAUACUACAAUAGGUUACGUCUUUUAGGAAGCUUCAUCCAAGAAAACAUGGGGAUACCAAGAGAACCCAAGUAGGAAGUGUUUUGUAAUACCAAGUAAAUAUCUGAUGCCUUGCCCCUCUAAAAACCAGACCACUUAAAGCCUGAUCUGCUAAAUGAGCAUUCAUUUCAACAUUUAAAAUGCAAUUUUAUUGAUGGAAAGAAGGUCAUUGAAUAAAACUAGGUCAUCUAUGUAGUAGAAAGGUGACAUUAUUUUUAAAAUAGUGCCAAGUGACUGAACGGGGUCGUAUUCCCUAUAGCUCUUAAGUGGAAGAUACUGCAACAACUAGGAUUAAUUGCACAUGGUGCCUUCCUAGGCAACUUUCGGGACACUCCUUUCUAGAAACAGAAGCCCCUUCCUCCUCCAGCUUUACUCCACCGAGCUCUUGUUGUAUAAAGUGCCUGGAAUAUCUGGUUCCAACAUUGUAUCGUAAAACAAGUUUUCUCAGUGGUAUUUUAAUAUCAGUUUUUCUAGGAAGACAACAGACGGUUUUGCUUGCUUAGAUCGGAGACGCUCCUUCUUAACCUUCCUCAAUGGCAGACAGAAAAUAAAGUACAGCAUGUGGUUCAAGUCCUCUGCAACCAUGUUUUCUGUCAUCCAGUGGAUUUUUUUUCAAUACAGGGGACGCAGAAGGAAAUUUAGUGUCAUUCAUACUGUAUACAUAAGCAAGUAAAUUAAAUUUUUUUUUUUAUCACAGAAUGACUUUUAGCUGCUGGUUACCAGCCAUGACAUCAGGGCUGGAAUUUUUUUUUUUACCUUGUGAGUUUGUUUGUGUGUCAUCAUGGCAAAAUGUGGUCCUGAAGACACCUGUUGAAACACAAAGACCACAGAAGUGGUUCUUGUGUAACGUGUUUAUUUUCCUGUCUUCGGACAGACUGUGUCACCACGAUAACGUCUAAGUCAUAAAAGAUGCAAUCACAAAAUUUUACAGGUGUGUAUUUGAGGUCACAAUGAAGGCCGAGUUCAAAGACGGGUGUGGUCCAAGCAACGGUGCCAGGAGUACUGGGAAAGGAAGUAGGGAAAGGGGCAAUUGACCCUCUACCCCCAUUUUACAGACCUGGUCCAAACUCAUUUCACGAUGCAGCUGGAGUGAUCCCAUUGCAGGACAGUCUCUAGUUAAUCUGGGUCUGUCAUAUAGAACAUUUGUGACGCUCUGUCGAAAGCAACGUUUGUUGUGAUGAAAGCAUUUUUCCCUUUCUAUGUCAUUACAAGCCUUUGGCCAAAGUCCAUAAUGGCUCUAAUCCAGGAGUCCAGAGUUCAGACAGGGAGAUUCAUCCACUAUGAACGGUAUUUCCUGAGUUGCAAACUAUUACCUUGGACCUCAAAAUCAUUUCUAAAAGGCCAGUUAAACCCUUUCAGAUUUGAAUAACGGUUGCUGGAAGAGACACUUUACAUAACUGACAUGGAUUGAGAGCUUUUUCAAACUCAGUCUCACACAGAAAGAGCCUUACCUGCUAACCGGGGCUCAUUACAACAUGUUGUACUCUUGCCCUGGUCACCCACCAGUGACAACUAUAUCUGUUAUAGAUCUGUUCUCAUAAAAUAAAGGAUUUAUACACAUCUGUGAUCUCUUCUCAGGUGCUGGACAAGAGCAAGUUUUCAUUUGAUGCUUCUGAAAUGUAUAUUUAAAGUAAUGGCAGCAGGUGAUGCCACGAAUUUUAUCAAAAUACUUCACUGCCACUGAUUUGUUCAAUCAAUUUUUCUGCCACUUGAAAAGUAAGAGCACUGUUUUCCUUAUGUUGGAGCCAAGUGUGAAAUUUUAAUUAAAACAAUUACAAUGUUCUGAAAGUAUCCUAACUUAUGUAUGUUCAAAGGGAUGUAUUUUUUACUUUCACAUGAACAUGUUCACGUCAAAUGUCAUGACAGUGUCAUGUCAACUGUUGAUGAACUGGUGUUUUAAUAAGAUGUAGACAUUCUCAUUAGCAUUUUGUAUUUUCAUACACUUAUUUUGUCAUCAACUGUAAUUUCCAUGUAUUAAUUUAACUUUAAUCAUGAUAAUGAUUACAUCAAGUUUUUGAGGGAGUCUGUUUGACUUUCAUUGUUGACAUAGUGUUGACAUUCAACACCUACAUACGAAUACUGCCUUAAUGUCCAAUACUUGAAUUAAACUUACAAGUUUUUAGCAACGA
Epinephelus fuscoguttatus (brown-marbled grouper) is the source of this 4479-nucleotide messenger RNA. It is a transcript of the gene slc26a1, whose product is annotated as solute carrier family 26 member 1. Gene Ontology annotation, biological process: transmembrane transport. Gene Ontology annotation, molecular function: secondary active sulfate transmembrane transporter activity; bicarbonate transmembrane transporter activity; oxalate transmembrane transporter activity. The record is from RefSeq and is a predicted model, not a curated record. Gene Ontology annotation, cellular component: membrane. NCBI's taxonomy places the organism in Eukaryota, Metazoa, Chordata, Actinopteri, Perciformes, Serranidae.